CCACAGAGGAGCCUGAACCCAAGCAAAGAAAUAAAAGCUUCAUAUGCAAGGAUGUGGCUUCAAGUUGCUCCAAAUCCAGACCUUCUCUGAACGAGGUGCUAUCAGAAGUUGAUGUGGCUGAGAUCUGCCAUCAAACCCUACUGAACUCUCUUGCUUUGCUGGUCUCAAUCCCUCUCCAUUACAAUGAGUGGCUUCUUCUCACGCUUGGACCCCAGACGCAUCCAGUGGGGUGCCACAUGGUACACCAUGCACUCCAGGAUUCUGCGCACCAAGCCUGUAGAGUCCAUGCUAGAGGGGACUGGCACAACCACCUCUCAUGGGACCAAGCUGGCCCAGGUCCUUACUACCGUAGACCUGGUUUCACUCGGAGUUGGAAGCUGUGUUGGCACUGGCAUGUAUGUAGUAUCGGGCCUGGUUGCUAAGGAGAUGGCAGGGCCUGGGGUCAUUGUUUCCUUCAUCAUUGCUGCAGUUGCCUCUAUUUUAUCAGGUGUUUGUUAUGCCGAGUUUGGAGUGCGGGUCCCGAAGACCACGGGCUCUGCCUACACCUACAGCUAUGUGACAGUGGGGGAGUUUGUGGCAUUCUUCAUUGGCUGGAACCUGAUCCUGGAGUACCUGAUUGGCACCGCAGCCGGUGCAAGUGCACUGAGUAGCAUGUUUGACUCCCUGGCAAAUCACACCAUCAGCCACUGGAUGAUCAACAGCGUGGGAACGUUGAAUGGCCUAGGAAAAGGAGAAGAAUCAUACCCAGAUCUUCUGGCUUUGGUUAUCGCUGUCAUUGUGACCAUCAUUGUUUCCAUGGGAGUGAAGAACUCUGUGGGAUUCAACAAUGUGCUCAAUGUCAUUAACCUGGCAGUGUGGAUCUUCAUCAUGAUAGCUGGAGUGUUCUUUGCCAAAGGUGACAAUUGGUCUGAGGGGCGGUUCCUACCCUUCGGAUGGUCAGGGGUGCUACAAGGCGCAGCUACUUGUUUCUAUGCUUUCAUUGGCUUUGACAUAAUCGCCACAACAGGAGAAGAAGCAAAGAAUCCCAAUACCUCCAUCCCUUACGCAAUCACAGCUUCGCUGGUCACGUGCCUGACAGCAUACGUGUCUGUGAGUGUUAUCUUAACACUGAUGGUGCCAUCCUCUGACAUUGAUACCGAAUCCCCUCUGAUGGAAAUGUUUGUAGCCCGUGGAUUCUACGCUGCUAAGUUCAUCGUUGCCAUUGGAUCUGUGGCUGGCUUGACAGUGAGCUUGCUGGGUUCCCUUUUCCCAAUGCCUAGAGUCAUUUAUGCCAUGGCUGGUGAUGGGCUGCUCUUCAGAUUCUUGUCCCACGUAAGCUCUUACACGGAGACUCCAGUGGUGGCUUGUAUUGUCUCAGGAUUUCUAGCAGCACUACUCUCCUUGCUGGUCAGCUUGAGGGACCUGAUAGAAAUGAUGUCCAUUGGCACACUCCUAGCCUACACUUUGGUCUCUGUUUGUGUCUUGCUUCUUCGAUAUCAGCCGGAGAGUGACAUUGAUGGCUUUGUCAAAUUCCUGUCUGAGGAGCACACCAAGAAGAAGGAAGGGAUUCUAGCAGACUGUGAGAAGGAAGUUUGUUCUCCCGUGAGCGAAGGGGAGGAGUUUUCUGGCCCACCCACCAACACAUGCGGUGCAAAAAAUCUACCCUCCUUGGGAGACAAUGAGAUGCUCAUUGGGAAGUCAGAUAAGUCCACCUACAAUGUCAACCACCCUAACUACGGCACAGUGGACAUGACCUCAGGAAUAGAGGCAGAUGAGUCUGAAAACAUUUACCUCAUCAAGCUGAAGAAGUUAAUAGGGCCACGUUACUACACAAUGAGGAUCCACCUUGGACUGCCAGGGAAAAUGGAUCGGCCGACUGCAGCCACUGGCCACACUGUCACCACUUGUGUGAUCUUGCUGUUCAUCUUGAUGUUUAUCUUUUGUUCUUUCAUCAUCUUUGGUGCAGACUAUAUCUACGACCAUAGCUGGUGGGCUAUUCUUCUGGUGGUUUUGAUGAUCCUGCUCAUCGUUGUAUUGGUUUUUGUGAUCCUGCAGCAGCCAGAAAACCCCAAAAAGUUGCCGUACAUGGCACCCUGUCUCCCUUUCGUCCCUGCCUUUGCCAUGCUGGUGAAUAUCUAUCUCAUGCUGAAGCUCUCCAAAGUAACAUGGAUCCGAUUUGCUGUCUGGUGUUUUGUGGGUUUGCUCAUCUAUUUUGGCUAUGGCAUGUGGAACAGCACCCUGGAGAUCAGCGCUCGGGAGGAGGCCCUUCAUCAGAGCACAUACCAGCGUUACGAUGUUGAUGUUGACCCCUUCUCCGUUGAAGAAGGCUUUUCCUACGCUGAGAAUGACAACUACCAGGACUGGGGAGCUUCUGAAGACAAAAGCUUCUCUUAUCAGCAGAUGUCGGAGGCAAAGGAAAGUAAUCGGACAGGUAGCAAAUCAAAAAGUAAAGGCAAACACAAACAGAAUUCUGAGGCCCUGAUUGCAAAUGAUGAGUUAGAUGACUCGCCAGAGUAAGGGUCAUGGGAACCAAACUGUAAUGCGCUCUCUCGCUAACCUAACCCGUGGGCUAGAAUGUGAAGGCUUCUCUGGCUCUCAUUGUAAACUCCAUCGUCCUCAAAAUUUCAGUGCCCAGAAUCAUGUCCCUCACUCUCUCACUUCUUCUCCAGGAUAGUCCUGGAUUCUGAGGUUGUCACUUUGAACAAAACAAACAAGUGGCCUGUUCUGUGUCCAUCUGUCAUGUCCUGUUUUGGUGAAUUUUACCAAAGGGGGCCAUCACUUGGAUGGAUUGAUUGACUAGCAGAUUCUUUCUGUGUCUAUUAAACCAUCAGCAUGCAUUAUAUUGAACACCUGGCAGUACUGACAACAUGAGUUAAUGGGAGAUGUGCCAAAUAGGAUGAGCAUAUAAUAAGUGAGCAGAGUCACGUGACCAGAUGAAUUGGUAAGGGCCUGAAACAUAUUCUCUGUGCUUUCCAUAGAGAAUAUUUAUCCCAUAAUACUGGCUUGAAGCUACUGUUAUAUAUUUGGCACUUUCUUAGCAAAUAUAUUUUUCCUUGAACCUUGUAGGAACA
Molecule: messenger RNA, 3050 nt
Organism: Gavialis gangeticus (Gharial)
Lineage: Eukaryota; Metazoa; Chordata; Crocodylia; Gavialidae
Gene: SLC7A14
Product: solute carrier family 7 member 14
Exons: 7
Coding region: 184-2496 (770 amino acids)
Biological process (GO): amino acid transport; transmembrane transport
Cellular component (GO): plasma membrane
Molecular function (GO): amino acid transmembrane transporter activity
Source: RefSeq, a predicted model, not a curated record